Molecule: messenger RNA, 1689 nt
Organism: Dioszegia hungarica
Lineage: Eukaryota; Fungi; Basidiomycota; Tremellomycetes; Tremellales; Bulleribasidiaceae
Product: ribosomal protein S5 domain 2-type protein
Exons: 6
Coding region: 1-1689 (562 amino acids)
Biological process (GO): isopentenyl diphosphate biosynthetic process, mevalonate pathway; ergosterol biosynthetic process
Cellular component (GO): peroxisome
Molecular function (GO): phosphomevalonate kinase activity; ATP binding
Source: RefSeq, a predicted model, not a curated record
AUGGCUCCCACCUCUACAGAUCCAGCUCUCAGCGUAGCGAAUGACCUCCAGAGUCUUAGCCUCAGCCCCGCUGCUCCCAAGGGAGAGGUCCCAUCAGCGACCCCUUCGGACUUCCUUCUGCCGGACGAUGCGGUCUGCGUCUCCGCACCCGGGAAGGUCCUCAUGGCAGGCGGCUACCUCGUCCUUGAACGUCAACACGAGGGCCUUGUCCUCGCUACGUCUAGUCGCUUCUACUGCGUCGCCGCCGGUACUCGAUCCGCUGCGUCCAGCUCCACCGCCGACCCAAAAUCCGCAACCAUCACCAUCUCGGCCUCGCAGUUCCCGGCGGAAUGUUCCUGGUCAUACCGCGUCAAUCUGGUGACUUACCCGGCGCCGCAGACGAAUCCUGGGAACGGGAAGAACAAGUUUGUCGAGAUUGCGCUGGCGAAGACGCUGCAGCUGGCUCUGGAGACUAUCUCUGAGGGGGAGGAGUAUAAGGGGGACAAUGAGAAGGCGGGAGUGGAGCUGUUGCGGAGAAUGAGGGGAAGUGGAGGCGGUAUGGAGGCGUUCGUAAUGGCCGAUAAUGACUUCUAUUCGCAGCGCGAGCAGCUCACUGACCGGAACCUGCCACGCCGCAUCUCAUCCCUUACACAACUGCCCCCGUUCAACCCCCUCCCUCGCCCUAUUCACCAAAUCAACAAGACCGGCCUCGGUUCCUCCGCGGCACUCACCACAUCCCUCACUGCCGCCCUCCUCUCCUACUUCGGCAUCAUUACCCUUCCUUCCUCCUCAUCCUCCCCCACGCCCGAAGAGACCACAUCCCUCGACACAGUGCACGCUCUCGCCCAGCUCGCACACUGCCUCGCCCAAGGCAAGGUCGGCUCAGGCUUCGACGUCUCUUCCGCCGUAUACGGCUCACACGCCUACCGUCGCUUCUCCCCCGCCAUCCUCACGCCACUCAUGUCCUCCCCGCAUCUUCCUAUCCGCGCUGCCAACCUGAAAGACUCGCUCGCCCGGGAUAAAUGGGACCAAACGACCGCUCCUCUGCGCCUGCCCAAAGGCCUCAGGCUCGUACUUGCCGAUGUCGACGCAGGGACGGAUACGCCCAGCUUUGUCAACAAGGUGCUGUGGUGGAAGGUCGAGCAGGCGGAAGAGGCCGGGAGAAUGUGGGCGAGCUUGGCAGAAGCGAACGGACUGCUCAGGCAGCACUUGGAGGGACUGUGCAGUAUGGAGGAAGAUGAGGGGUACACGAGGUUUAUGGAGGAGAGCGCCGAAAAGCAUAUGGAGGACGUAAGCUACAUCGCGGCUGAAGUUGGGGUUUACUCGACGUUAUUCGUGAGCUCGUUGACUAUCUCGCUUCACAUUUGCCUGCGUCAGCUCUUCCGCCUCGUCACCGCCGCGUCCAAAGUGCCCGUCGAACCAGCAGAGCAAUCCCGCGUCUUGAACGCCAGCAUGAAGAUCCCAGGAGUGGUAGGCGGGGGUGUUCCAGGCGCCGGGGGAUUCGACGCGCUCUUCCUUCUCGUUGUCGACACCCCUACGGUGCUGGAGGCGGUCCAGGAUCUCUGGGAAGGAUGGACGGAGAUGUCCCUGUGCCCACUUUUGGCGAGGCAGAGUGAUGGUGGGUUGGUCAAGGUCGAUGUCGGGGAGGUGGCCGGCCUGAAGGAGGGAAUAGCAGGAUGGGAGAAGAGGAAGUUGGCCGCUACACUAUAG